Messenger RNA from Cuculus canorus (common cuckoo), 4143 nucleotides. RefSeq names its product RB transcriptional corepressor 1 (gene RB1). The record is from RefSeq and is a predicted model, not a curated record. The transcript is spliced from 27 exons. Gene Ontology annotation, biological process: cell morphogenesis involved in neuron differentiation; neuron projection development; regulation of transcription by RNA polymerase II. Bases 101 to 2836 code for a protein of 911 amino acids. Gene Ontology annotation, cellular component: Rb-E2F complex; chromatin; nucleus. Gene Ontology annotation, molecular function: RNA polymerase II transcription regulatory region sequence-specific DNA binding. Lineage: Eukaryota; Metazoa; Chordata; Aves; Cuculiformes; Cuculidae.
CCGGAAGUGACGUCAAGCGCGGGUGUCGGUGACGCGGUUUUCCCGCGGUUCGGGCGGCGACGGAGGGGGGUGGCAGCCGGCGAGCCCCGUCGUUGCCGUGAUGCCGCCCAAGCCCUCCCGCAGGGCCGGCGCCGCCGCCAGGAACCAGCGCUCCAGCCCCGAGCGCGGCCCCGCGACCCCCGCCGCACCCCGGCUGGAAAUCGGCGAGGCGGAGUUCGUGGUGCUCUGUGAUGCUCUGAAAGCGUCGGAGAGCGUGAGGGAGAGAGCGUGGAGGACCUAUGAGAGCCUGGCGGCGGCCGGCGGAGCGCUGGCUUAUAACAAAAAGAAAAAGGAAACAUGGGGAGUCUGUAUCUUUAUUGUAGCAAUUGAUCUGGAUGAAAUGACAUUCACUUUCACAGAGCUUCUGAAAAGUAUAAGCAUAAGUGUAUGCACUUUUUUUCAGUUUCUGAAAGAGGUGGAUGUUAACAUGGAUACUGUAAGCACUAAAGUUGAUAGCACUGUAUCAAGGCUGAAAAAGAAAUAUGAUGUAUUACUUGCACUAUACCACAAGUUUGAAAGGACUUGUGGCCUUAUUUAUCUUGAACAACCUAGUAGUGAGAUUUCUGCUGAACUCAGUUCUGUAUUAGUUCUAAAAAAUUACUGGAUUACUUUUUUGCUGGCAAAAGGUAAAGUGUUGCAAAUGGAAGAUGACCUGGUGAUUUCUUUCCAGUUGUUGCUGUGUGUCUUAGAUUAUUUUAUCAAACUGUCACCUCCUGCUAUGCUCAAGGAACCAUACAAGUCUGCUGUGACUGCAGUGACUGUUAAUGGUUCAGCUCGAACUCCAAGAAGAGGUCAGAACAGGAAUACACGUACUUCAAAGCAAAUAGAUACCGAUACAAAAGUUAUUGAAAUCCUUUGUAAAGAGCAUGAUUGUAAUUUAGAUGAGGUAAAAAAUGUGUAUUUCUCAAGCUUUGUUCCGUUCUUGAGUUCGAUUGGUGUUGUAGCUUCAAAAGGACUACCAGAGGUUGAGGUUCUCUUGAAACAGUAUGAAGAGCUGUAUCUCAAAAACAAAGAUAUAGAUGCAAGAUUAUUUCUGGAUCAUGAUGAAACUCUACAGCCAGAUGUCAUAGCAUGCUCACAGUUAGAGAGGACUCCACUGAAAAACAAUCCAGAUGAGGAACUUAAUCAUAUACUUCCACAGACUCCUGUUCGAGCUGCAAUGAAUAACAUUCAGCAAUUGAUUAUGAUCUUAAACUCGGCAACUGAUAAACCAUCAGAUACCCUCAUCAGGUAUUUCAAUAAUUGCACAGUGAACCCUAAGGAGAGUAUCCUGAAAAGAGUGGAAAGUCUUGACCACAUCUUCAAAAAGAAAUUUGCUGAAGCGGUUGGACCGGGGUGCGCUGAAAUUGGCUCACAGAGAUACAAGCUUGGAGUACGUCUGUACUACAGAGUGAUGGAGUCUAUGCUAAAGUCGGAGGAGGAGCGCCUCUCAGUGCAGAAUUUCAGCAAACUUCUGAAUGAUAACAUCUUCCACACAUCUCUUCUGGCGUGUGCUGUUGAGGUCAUCAUGGCUACAUAUAGCAGAAAUGCUUCACAAAAUGAUGGUACCAGUGCUGAAACAGACUUGUCUUUUCCGUGGAUUCUCAAUGUGUUUGAUUUAAAAGCUUUUGACUUCUACAAGGUGAUUGAAAGCUUUAUUAAAGCGGAGCCAAGCCUAACGAGGGAAAUGAUAAAGCAUCUGGAGCGCUGUGAACAUCGCAUUAUGGAGUGUCUUGCUUGGCAAUCUGGGUCGCCUCUGUUUGAUCUUAUCAAGCAGUCAAAAGAACGAGAAGGCCAAACUGAUCAGCCUGAGCCCACGUCCAGCCUCAAUGUGCCUCUUCAACAUAACCACACCGCAGCAGACCUCUAUCUUUCUCCUGUGAGACCUCCUCUAAGUGCCACUUCCACUCCAGAUGCUCAGCCAACUGCGACUCCCCAGACACAGAAACCACAGAAAUCUACCUCCCUCUCUCUGUUUUACAAAAAAGUGUAUCUACUGGCCUAUCUUCGACUACGUACCCUGUUCUUUCGUCUUCUAUCUGAUCAUCCUGACUUGGAACCCUUGAUCUGGACCCUCUUCCAGCACACACUGCAAAAUGAGUAUGAACUGAUGAGAGACAGGCACUUGGAUCAGAUAAUGAUGUGUUCCAUGUAUGGCAUAUGCAAAGUAAAGAAUGUAGAUCUUCGAUUUAAAAUAAUAGUUUCAGCAUACAAAGAGCUUCCCAACACAAAUCAAGAGACUUUCAAGCGUGUUCUUAUCAGGGAAGAACAGUAUGACUCCAUUAUAGUCUUCUACAAUUUAGUGUUUAUGCAGAAGCUGAAAACAAACAUUUUGCAGUAUGCCUCCAGCAGGCCUCCCACUCUGUCACCUAUUCCACACAUUCCUCGCAGCCCUUACCAGUUCUCCAACUCCCCUCGGCGUGUCCCUGCUGGCAAUAAUAUCUACAUCUCGCCCUUGAAAAGCCCAUACAAAUUCCCUGAUGGGUUUCAGUCACCAACAAAGAUGACUCCAAGGUCUAGAAUUUUGGUGUCAAUCGGUGAACCAUUUGGGACUUCUGAAAAGUUUCAAAAAAUAAACCAAAUGGUGUGCAACAGUGAUGGCCAGCUGAAACGCAGCGCAGAAGUAAGCGCUGCUCCGAAGCCACUGAAGAGGCUGCGCUUUGAUAUAGAAGGGCAAGACGAAGCAGAUGGAAGCAAACACUUACCCCAGGAGUCCAAGUUCCAACAAAAGCUGGCAGAAAUGACAUCGACUCGAACAAGAAUGCAGAAGCAGAAGCUAAAUGAUGGAAAUGAUACCUCAGCCAGUGAAGAAAAGUGAGAUUCUUCUCAGGACCAGGGGCUGCUCUGCAGGCCCUCUUAGCUUGUUUUUUGUUUUAUUGCUUCAUUGGUUGAGUUGCUUUUUUUAGUUGCCUUUUAUUCCAAACUACCAGUUGAAAACAUUUGGACUUCUAAAAUUCUUAAAACGUUUUUCAUGCUUUGCCUUAUGAGGUAGCAUGUACACAACGUAAGCCACUGAAUUUUAUUUAUAUAUAUAUUUUUUGAGGAUUUUAAAAACAGACUUGGGAGAUGUCUUAGUUUGCUGUUGCAGCGUUACUGAUUUAAGCCAAUUCAGGUUUGACUUUUUCUGUCUAAAGACAAAAUAUUAGCUAGAAUGAUUUGAAAUGCACUAAUUUUGUUUUAGAUUUUGUUUUUAGAUUUUUCUUUACUUGCAAAUUUUGAAAGUGAGGUGCCAGAUACUGCAAAGAUUUCUGUCUCUGUAUAUAAUUAGCACAUUAAAUGCAGCAGCCAGAGAUCUUGCGGAGUCAGGGCCUGACAGCAGUACAGCCUGCAUUCAAAGGGAACUCAUGAUGUAGUCGUACUACUGAAACCAGUACUUAGCGUUUUGUAGUUUUCCUUUCCCAACCCUCGCCUCAGUGUCAUUUCAGAUGGCAGUUGGGCUGCCCAGCAGUUGGAAUUUCAUGGAACAUGAAUCCCACAGGGAACCUUCUCAGAAGCUGAAGCUUCUUACAAUCUACAGAGUACUUGAUGUGCACUUUCCUAUCUUGGAAAGAUCUCGGUUAUUAAAAAGAACCUCAAACCUAAAUCCCACCUGGUUCCUAAGAUUUCAGAAUUCUAAUGAUGUAGAAUUUUCUUGAUUUCUUCAAAUUUUCACCUGAUUGUUGUCAAGCCAGAUGGCUUGAGACGGGGCACCAAGCUGAAAGCUGAGUGUCUCCAGUUGGGUUCCAGGCAAGAGCAGCAGCCUGGGGUCUAAAAGCACAGAGCAUUUCCCAUCGGCCUUCCUGCAGCAUCUGCACAAGAGCCAAACUUGACGAGCCCCUGUACAGAAGUGUUAACGAGCCUUACGUUUAUAUUCUCCCUUUUUUGCAAAGUUUUAUGGACAGAAUAUAUGUUAACAUUGGGGUGCACUGACCGUAAGCUCUGUUACAGCCAUGGAGGUUGCUCCAGGACCCUUUGGCCAGAGGGGUGCCGUUACAGAGUCCGGUUCCCAGGCAGAUUUAGUGUUUCUGUACUACGACAAUGUGUCUUUUUGCUAAGACCGAGGGCUUUAUGUCAAAUGUAUGAUAAUAUUUUAUACAACUAAUCAGUUUCUCUCUUUUCAAGAUAAAUAAAAUAGCUUUUAAAAGA